AUGAGCUUCACAGUACUCCGUCUAAUAUAUCCACUUCCGCUCUCCGAGCCGACUGCGACCCAGCAGCACUUCGGCCCCCCGUCUCAAGGCGACCGGGCUGAUGUCGUGACCGAUACUGGAAUCGUCGAGGGCCGGCCCUCGCUGUCAGCCACACCGCGUCCCGACCCCAGAAAGCUCAAGAUGGCGAGGCCUCCUCUCAGAUCGAGUAUUGCCUGCCUUCGAUGCCGAAAAUCCAAGAUUAAGUGCGACAAUGACGGCGGAACAAGCGCCUGUGAAACUUGCAUCAAGGGCGGUCACAAGUGUCAGUAUCCCGACACCAUCACCUCUCCGGCGAAGCGGUCGGAUUCGGUAGCAGCUCCAAAGCAAGAACGUGAUGGUGGACCGGAGAGAAAGAGGAGGCGAUUGGACGACCUCUCAAGCUGGGUCUCGCAGAGGGCCACCGCCUACGCCGAAGAAGUAUUAUCUUAUCCGUUCUUGAGAGGGGAGCUGUGGGACCAAGUCUUCAACAUUUACAGGCUUCACUUUUCGACCGAAUUACCCUUCCUCCACCUGGCGACCCUGAAAGAGAAGAUAGACUUGAGGCAGAAGGGCAAUUUGAAGUCUGAUCCCGACGUUAACCUAGUGCUCCUCGGCAUUCUUACUUUAACCGCUCGAUUCCAUACCGACCUAGUAAAAUACGUUGCGGCUAUGACUCCUUCAUCUAGUGGUCCACGGUCUCGCCAAGGUUCUACCCGCAUUGACCCCAAUUCCGCCUCGGAAUUUUAUGCUUCCUCGCUUACCACAGCUCUGGGAUCUCUCCCGGAUGCCGUCACCGUCGUUAGCGUUGAGAGGGUUCAGGCUUUCCUCAUGUUAGGUCUGUAUGAGUGGACUCGAAACGGCCCCCAAGGUGGAGUGCGAGCUUGGAUGUAUGUCGGCGUAGCCAUCCGUAUGGCCCAGGCUCUCAGACUCGGUUUUGGGGACACGGUGGCUCAAAACAACAACAGUACCAAGAGCAACAAUAACCCUAACGACCGAGUGCGUUUGAGGAACAAGCGCAUGAACAAACCGGAUGGAUCUACGUCGGAUUGGAUCAUCGAACGAGAGAUUCGGAGGCGUACGAUGUUUAGCUGCUUCAUCCUGGAUAGGCUGUUGGCUGUCGGUGAUGAUCGUGCUUCGAUGAUUAGCUCUUCCGAUCUUCACAUCCAGCUCCCGUGCUCCGAAGUUGCUUUCGAUCUCGCGUCCGAUGUGUACACCGGUUUUCUCAACGAUCCCGAAGACCUUUCGCAGCAAGGAAAACGAAUGUCUGGGGAUGACAGUGUCCUUAGUCGAUUCGUAAAGCUUGUGGAUCUGUGGGGGGAGAUUACUCGUUAUAGCUUCAGUGGUGGGCGUGCGACCGAGGGCGACAGACGCCCGUGGGAUUCGGGGUCGACCUUUAUGCGACUCAGGAAGCGGUUAGAUGCCUUUUAUGGCCACCUCCCGGAUACGUUUACCCUUUCGCCAAAGAACUUUUACAGGCAUGACAACCACCAAGCCACCAGCACGUACGUCUCACUCCAUGUCCUUGGGGCAAUCUGUCAAAUUAUGAUUCAUCGGGAAUACAUUCCUUUCAUACCGAUCCGAUGUAACGGGCCGGUGGGACCGCUGGAUCCUCCCCUAAUUCUCGAUGACAGCCCACCAGGGUUCUGGGAGGAGAGCGCGGAACAUGUCUUCAAAUCGGCGCGGGACAUUGUGGAUCUUGUCGAGUUAUCGGGAGAUAAACUACCACAGUCAUCGCUAGUCCUAUUUUCGAUAUGGACAGCUGCAUUCUGCGGCCUCUACGCCAUUCACUUUCCCCACAUGGACACACAUUACCAUAUGAUCAACGAGGGAGACGUCCAGUCUCAGCACGAUGACAUUUUCGACCCGACGAAACGCAGCGCUACGGGAGUCACCUUUCGCACACUUACGAAGCUAGUGCCGUUCCUCCCGUUGGCGGGAACCUAUCUCCGAAUAUUCAAGGACUGUGAUCGCUACUUUACCCAAGUUACGAGCGACUUUUACAAGUACGGAGGUCGGAACAGUGCACCGGAAAACGUGGGUCGGCAAACCAGCGGAGACGGUGGAAGAGGCGUCCAGGGUGGCGGCGGCCGGGAGUGGAAAACGCACAAGGGGAAAAUCACAAGCAACGGAAAUAUAUUUCCUUCCGAUGACCGGAAUUCCGCCUACGAAGAGUCGGAAGCGUCCCAUGCUCAAUCGCCCGAUCGAGAUACAUCUACAGGCGUCGAAGGAUAUGAGCAAAACAUCUCGCUUGCGCCGACACCCUCUCUAUCCGCUGCCACUCUCGACGAGAGUAACACCUCGCGGGCUACGCGAACCGAACCGUCGGCGUCAUUUACUCCGAUCAACAGCGCCGUGCAGGCUCCACGCGCCCCGGAAACGUCACAGGCCCCCCCGCUGCGGCCCCCGGAGACGCCUCCAGUCGAGACCUCGUACCGAGCUCCGCAAUUAGCACAAGAGGCACUUGAGCAGUAUUACCAGAUGGAUACGUCACCAAUGAUGCGGAGCGCGUUCAUUUCGGCGGAUGGAGAACUGUUCCCACACGAUACGACCAACCCUCUUACGUACAUUGAAGCCCACGAAAACACGCGCUUGAGCUGUGUUUUUGCAGACAUGCCGCCUUUCUCGGGCAGCGGGGAUUUUGUUUGUCCGUUCCCACCUCUUCAACCGGUACGGUGGGAUGUGCAAUGCUUCGAGGAGUAG
This is a messenger RNA of Scedosporium apiospermum, 2718 nucleotides long. Its product is annotated as Fungal specific transcription factor. Gene Ontology annotation, molecular function: DNA binding; DNA-binding transcription factor activity, RNA polymerase II-specific; zinc ion binding. The record is from RefSeq and is a predicted model, not a curated record. The coding region runs from base 1 to 2718 and encodes 905 amino acids. Gene Ontology annotation, cellular component: nucleus. Gene Ontology annotation, biological process: DNA-templated transcription; regulation of DNA-templated transcription. The transcript is spliced from 2 exons. NCBI's taxonomy places the organism in Eukaryota, Fungi, Ascomycota, Sordariomycetes, Microascales, Microascaceae.